This is a messenger RNA of Tyto alba (common barn owl), 3916 nucleotides long. RefSeq names its product vestigial like family member 4 (gene VGLL4). Gene Ontology annotation, biological process: negative regulation of DNA-templated transcription. NCBI's taxonomy places the organism in Eukaryota, Metazoa, Chordata, Aves, Strigiformes, Tytonidae. Gene Ontology annotation, molecular function: transcription coactivator binding. Bases 475 to 1359 code for a protein of 294 amino acids. The transcript has 5 exons. The record is from RefSeq and is a predicted model, not a curated record.
CAUAGCCUGCAUGUCAGUGCAGUUAACUUGCAGCGGGCUGUGAGCACUAGUGUGUCUUUGUCCUAGGAAAUUUCCCUUGUUUCUGUUUUGGUUUGGUUUGUGUUGUUGUUUUUUUUUUUUUCUUCUUUUUUUUUUCCUUUUUUUUUUUUUUUUGUGUGUGUGGGUGGGUUUUUUUUGUUUGUUUGUUUUUUUUUUUUUUUUUUAAUUGGAAAAAGGACUUGAAAAGUUUUGAGACAGUCUUCUUUGUAUUGAAGGACACGGUAUACUUUAGUUUUCAGAAGUUUGGAAGGGGGAGCGUGUGUGUUUUAACCCCUCCAACUUUCCUUUAACACUUUGUUUUGAUUAGCCGAAGGCUGGGCCUUGUGCUACCGAAGUUGAGGAAGCCGGGCGCGCUCUCGGCACCAUUUCCCCGGCCUCCUCCUCCCUCAGCCCGGGCGAAAGCAAACGAGCUGGUCUUUUUUGCUAGCCCGAUAAAUGCUAUUUAUGAAGAUGGACCUGUUGAACUACCAAUACUUGGACAAGAUGAACAACAAUAUUGGCAUUCUGUGCUACGAAGGUGAAGCAGCUCUAAGAGGUGAGCCCAGAAUGCAGUCUCUGCCAGUAUCCUCCGCUCUCACCAACCAUCGAACAGGCCCUCCUCCUAUCAGUCCCAGCAAGAGAAAGCUCAGCAUGGACCAGGGGGAUGACGAGCUAGACUGUGAAAAUGACCACGUUUCUAAAAUGAGUCGAAUGUUCAAUCCGCAUCUAAACAAGACUGCCAAUGGAGAUUAUCGGAAGGAGCACAGAGAGAGGAGUCGCAGCCCCAUCGAGAGGGCCGCUGCCCCGACAAUGAGCCUUCACGCCAAUCACAUGUAUGCCUCAAUCCCAAGCUUGACCAUGGAUCAACCUCUAGCACUGACCAAAAACAGCAUGGAUGCAACCCGAACAGUUGGCAUCACACCUACGCUGACUUCUGUGGAACGGCAGCAGAACCGUCCAUCCGUAAUCACCUGCGCCUCCGCGAACAACCGGAACUGCAACCUCUCUCACUGCCCCAUUGCCCACAGCGGCUGCGGGUCCGCGGUGCCUGCCUACAGGAGACCCUCCAGCACUACCACUGCCUGUGACCCGGUGGUGGAGGAGCACUUCCGCCGAAGCCUUGGCAAGAACUACAAGGAGCCUGAGCCAGUGGCAAACUCGGUGUCCAUCACGGGAUCAGUGGAUGACCACUUUGCCAAAGCACUGGGGGAUACAUGGCUUCAGAUCAAAGCUGCGAAGGACGGAGUCUCCAGCAGCCCCGAGUCUGCUUCGCGGCGGGGCCAGGCUUCCCCUUCCUCCCACAUGGUCAAUCAUAAUCACUCGCCCUCCGUGGUCUCAUGAAGAGAGGACCCUUACGUUUGUGAAUUUGCAUGGUUUGACUGAGCUUUGAACAGUGCUUAAAAUAGUGUUGGGGGAGGGGAGGUUAGUUUUCAACACACGGUUUUGUGUACUCACUUUUUAUUUGUAAAAGGGUGCCCUUAAAGAUGAUAGCAGGAACUAUUUCAUAAAGAUUCAUACGAUGUAGCAUCCUUUUUUUCCUGCCUCAAUUACCAAAGAAACCUCUGAUGCAAAUCUGCUGCCCCUUAAAAAAAAAUAAUGCACGCUAAUCCACAAAAGCCAUUACACUUAGUUGGUUGACCCAAGUGCUUUUUGCUUUGACUAGCUUCUUGAGACUAGAAUUUGUCUGGUUUGCUUAUGUUGCCUUUUUUUUUUUUUUUUUUUUUUUUCCCUCUGUGAAGUAAUUUUGUAUGUAUAUACUUGAAAAGAACUGUCAUGUAUGAUUUGCACUAUUGGAGGAGGACUGAAGUUGCAUAGCAACUUUCUGGAAGAUGCUAAUAUUUUGAGGGCAAACUGCUGAAAAAAAAGGGUUUAAGGAUGACAUUUCUAUCAGUUUGAUUUUUCUUAAAGCAAAACAGCUUUGGAAGGGGAAGUCUCAUACAGGUUAUAGGUCUUUCUCUCUUUAGAUUUCAGGUGCUUAGUGCUUGCAACUGGACUGCAUCAUUUACAGAACACGGGCAUUUUUUCCUAAACACUGCAGUUUGUUAGAUUAGAGCUGAGGUUGGAGGGUUCAAUAGUGCUUAACGAUGCAUGUUUUAUGAAAAAUAGCUGGUAUCUAUUAAUGUAUAGACAGUAAGAAUCAUAAUACUUAUUAGCUUUUCUUCAAAAUUAGUUUAUUUUUGUCAGUAACAAUCCUAGAUAUACUUACUGCUGGUACAGUUGUACUCUAUGAUAUUUGUAUUUGAUAUUCACUUUAGUAGCAGCCAGCAAACGAGGACAGCCUCAGGACAGGCCUCGGAUGACGCAGUUAGAGACACCCGAUGCGUGGUACAGGAUGCUAUAGCUUUGCGCAUGACUGAGUAAUUGUUUCUGUCUGCAGCACUGUCUGCUUAACAGGAAUGUGCUUCCUGAAGCUAAGUCUGUGUAAUCCACCUUUAACUAGCUGCAGAAACUGCUACCGUUACGUAUCUUGGCUGGACAACAGAUUGUUACAGUUUGUGAAAUAGGAUCUUUAAUUUUUUUAAGCUUAUUCAUAAACCUAUGCCAAGUUGCAGCAUACAUUCCUCCAUUAGAAGACUUUAUACAGGUAUUACUGCAUUUAUUAUCAUUUGCUAUAUUAAUAGCUACUAACUAGAAAUUAGGCAGUAGAGGCAGGCAUAAAACCACAGCUGUGCUAGUACUACGAGCUUCUCUUCUUCUUGUUAAGUGUAACUACUCUCCCCCAUACAUUCCAUCUUCCCAGUACCGUUGCAGCUAGGGCUUUUUUUUUAUACUGGGUUACCUGAAACGAUUGGUUCAGUGUAGAAAGGUAGAACUAGUUGGAAGAUGAACUACACGUGAUGUAUUAUGGACUAUGUUACAGUAUUGGGUCCAUUGUGGCUUUUAUUUUAUGUUUGUUGUUUUUGUUUUGUUUUUUUUUUUAAAGUUAAGCUAUUUAAUUUGGAAAAGGUGCAGGGUAGAAAGAGAUCGGGAGAUUGGCUCUUGCUCUUGUUGAGAAGGUGGCUGCUCAAUUUUCUUUCAAAAAUUAAAAAAAAAAAAACGACACCUAAGCCCCCAGUUUUACACAUUUCACUACCAUCUUACUGGGUAGUCAACGCUUACUUGCUUUGGCAUUCAGUACCCUACUCUCUGUAGGACGAUUGUUAAAAGAACACUUUUUUAUAUAGGUAACUUUAAGACCAUCGUUACGCUGUGCGUAAAGAAUGUACAGAGAAAUUUGUAGGUAUUUUUUGAGGAACAAUUAAUUUGUUAAUGAUAUGUAGCUAUUUAAUUUUUCCCUUUCCUUUAUUGUAAUCAUUCAUUUUUUUUGUUUGGAGAAAAAAGUUGAUCUUUUUUUUGUUGUAGAUUUGUCUGUAAUACAGUAAAAGUGCAGGAACACAGUUAUUCUAUGAGAACACUGCAUUAGCAUUAAUAGCCACUAGUUUGUUAUUGCUACAGGCUACUGAGCAUUAUAACAGUAAAAUACUAAUACUGUAGAUGGACUCUGUGGAAAAUGUGACUCCUAUAUUUCUUUGUAAACACAAAUAAGAUAAUGUUUUUAAAGCUAAUAUUUUCAAUAAUAGCUGUUUUACAAGGUUACAUUUACUUAUCUGAGAUAGGUAAAUGGAUUUGAGGGCAAUAAAGAUUUAAUGUGAUAUGUCCAGUAAAACAUAUAGUAGACACAAUACUGUCACGGAAGCCAAAGGGUUGGGGGGAGGUGGAAGGAAACUAAACUGAACUCGCCAUCCUGAGACGUGGUGAAGUUUCUUCACAGAGCCAGGUUAUCUACAGUUCAGUCUGAAAGAUUCUCUCUGUGUUUGUAAAUCUGUAAUAUACCAUUCUUUUGUGGCCUUGUUUCACCUGGGAAAAAAAAAGGUUUGGCAGGCCAUCUUUUUUUUUUUUUUUUUUUUGUACUUAAAAG